Bradysia coprophila is the source of this 2272-nucleotide messenger RNA. RefSeq names its product tipE homolog 3 phospholipid transfer protein (gene Teh3). Gene Ontology annotation, cellular component: plasma membrane. The record is from RefSeq and is a predicted model, not a curated record. Gene Ontology annotation, molecular function: sodium channel regulator activity. NCBI's taxonomy places the organism in Eukaryota, Metazoa, Arthropoda, Insecta, Diptera, Sciaridae. Gene Ontology annotation, biological process: regulation of sodium ion transport.
AAAGUAGAAAGUCGCAUAAACAUAAUACAUAUAAAAGGAAAAAUAGCAGAAAAGGAACUCCUAUUCAAUCUGUAAAUUGUUGGCGUCAAACAGAUUUAUCAACAUGAACCCAUAUUCUGUCAAAAAUAUCGAUUCAAUGCGCGCGCAUCCAAUCUCUGCAGUUGAAACUGAGGUAUUGGUUAUAAAGUUCGUUUCAUUUGUGCCAUGUAACUGAGCUUUCGAGUAAACUAUUGGAUUUUGCAAUAAAUUGGAAUAGCAGAAAAACCACUUGAGUAAUUGUUUAGCUGACAAAAGAGAAUAAAUAUUUAACCCACGGACAUUUGAUCUGCAAUAAUUGUGAUAAAACGUUUCCGACGAAAAGGUUGUUUCUUUAUUUAAUUAUUUAAGUGAAGUGAAUGUUUGUGAUGGAACUAUAAUAUUGGAUUCACUUGAGACAAUGAUAAAAUCCAUUUCUACCACCAAUUCGUAACCAUAAAUCAACCAUUCAAUUGAAUUUAAUUAAUUAAUUUGAAUGAAUCGAGGGUAUGCUGCAUCAUGUCAUGACUAGGUCAGUUACAUAAUCAAUAAUUUUUCGCACAUUAAAACAACACACACAGGGGGAAAAGUGUGAUUACAUAAAAAAGUGAGAAACUUUAUUGGACCAUAACGAUGUUCAGGUAGCUUUGAUAAAUAUUGUGAGUGUGUAUUCAAGUGAACAGUUAGUGCAAAACACGAUAUAAUGGGGAAAAAGAAAAUACCAGUCGAGGAUCUGGUUGUACCGCCACAGGAUCAACGUAUUUGUGGAACGAUAUGCAUAUGUCAAAUGACUUUAGUUUUGAGUUCGGUGGCAUUGGUUUAUUUAACUGUUGCCAUUUACAUGCCAGCUACCAGAGCAUUUAAAAGCCAAAUAAGCGAAGUUCCGGUAAUGUGUACAACAACGCGCAGUGUGACUCGUGACAAUUGUGAAUGGGGAUCGUGCGGAGAAUGGUGUCUAAGUAAAACAUCGGGUAGUUGCAUCCAGAUCUAUGUGAAUUUACGGAAUAACGGCAGUAGUUUAACGUUUGCCAAUUGUUCGAAUUCGGCGAAUAAGACUUGUUACGGUAUUGACCAGGAAAAUGCCAAAAAAGCCAGAUGCAUAGCGGAUGAGUGUAAGAAUCUAACUGGAACGUUUAACUGUACGACGGGAAUGUGUAUCAAUAUAACGGAUGCAUUCGAAUGUGUGUUUCAUAAUACUGAUCCACCAAUGAAGUGUUCCGGUCGUAGAGGGAAAAUAACGUGCAUCGAUAUCGAUGGACUGUUUUCGUGUAAUCGUGGAACUUGUAGAAAAAUCCGUACGCCAUAUAAUUGUGAUCGACGGUGCGUCGAUAUUCCAACAAGGAAUAAAAAUUUGGUGUUGCUAAGUGGUGAUAAAGUGUAUCUGUCGCAAUGUCAAAGUGCAUUCGAUAUAGAGACGAAAAAAGAGAUUUGGAAUGAGUCACAGGACAAUGUUCUGAUGGCUUCAUGUUUUACUAUUACCAAUUCGUCAGGCUCCACUGAUAGUUACGAUAGUUUUGAUGCAUUCGAUUGCAUUAAUGGAUCUGUGUUGGAUAAGGGCGAAUUGACCGAUUUAACUAAUUUUACAUACCUUAGCUAUCUACAUGUGGCUGUCGCACAACCGGUUAAAACCAUCGCUCCGCUGGACAUCGAUUUAACCAUAGCAAACGAAUCACGAUUGAUGAUAAACUUAGAAGGAUGUGUAAAUACUUUACGGGAUGAGUGCAAAGAGUUUUUACGUGAAUAUGGCAAAGACGGCACCGAUCACAAUGCCCGUGCCAGAUUUCCAUGCUUUUUUUCGAACGAUAAUGUUAACAUUGUUGUAUCCCGAUUCGAUUUGGAGACAACUUACAAGCAAUUUUUGAUAGCAUCAGUGGUCCCGUCUUGUUUGUUUGUUGUUUCGUGUACGUGCUUAGUAUUGUGCCAGCGUACUGUGCAUGUCGGAGACGAUGCAAAAAUGCGAUUCAAAGGCUGUACGGGAGGUGCAGCCGUUCCUGGAUCGAAGAGUAAUCAAGACAAUAUGGGAGAGGCUGGAGGUGGUGAUAAUGUUAUGGCGCUUUGAGAUCCAUCCCGCAUUCCUCUGCUUCAAGAAGACAGUCCAGUACAUCAGGCUGGAGUUUUCUCGCUUCAAUAAAACACACGAUUUAUUGCUAUAGAUUUUGAUGAAGAUAUUCUCUCAAAAAUUUCAAAAACAAUUCACAAUUUUAAAAUUUGCUUUUAUAUCAACCAAAGAACCCAACAAUCAUUCAACACACAAAGC